Andrographis paniculata is the source of this 659-nucleotide messenger RNA. Its product is annotated as monothiol glutaredoxin-S11-like. The record is from RefSeq and is a predicted model, not a curated record. Bases 171 to 482 code for a protein of 103 amino acids. Gene Ontology annotation, cellular component: cytoplasm; nucleus. The transcript has a single exon. NCBI's taxonomy places the organism in Eukaryota, Viridiplantae, Streptophyta, Magnoliopsida, Lamiales, Acanthaceae.
UGCACUGCAUUGUUGUCUCCAACAAAACCAACCAUUGAAUCGAUCAUCCCUUCACCUCACUGCCAUAUACUGUUAUUUAUUAUAAAUAGGCCCUCCCUACCCUCACAAACUCUGCCCAAUUCAACUCUUCUUCAAUCAAUUACUAUUAAUUAAAUAAUCAAUAAAUACAAAUGGAGAAGAUUGCCAAGAUGAGCUCUGAAAACGGGGUGGUGAUCUUCACGAAGAGCACGUGCUGCCUCUGCUACGCGGUGCAGAUACUGUUCCAGGACCUCGGGGUCCGGCCCUUGAUCCACGAGAUCGACGGCGACCCCGCCGGCGCCGACAUCGAGAAAGCCCUCAUGCGGAUGGGCUGCAGCGGCCCCCUUCCGGCGGUCUUCAUCGGCGGCAGCCUCGUCGGCUCCACCAACGAGGUCAUGUCCCUCCACCUCAGCGGCUCCCUCAUCCCCCGCCUCGCCCCUUACCAGAAUCACACCAUCUCCUGAUCACGUGAUCUCGACUCAUUAUUAAUUUAUGAUUAUAUUUGAUCGAUGAUGGUACUGAUUUAAUUAAUAAUUGUACUAUAAGUAACUGCAGCUACUGCAGGGUUCGUCAUUGUAGGCGGACUGUACUGUAGUUAAGUGUCUGUGUCAAUGUCAUCGCAAGCUAAAUUAAUUAAGGUA